AUGGUACAAAGAUGAUUAUAUUCAACAAAUGCUAAAGAUAUUGCAGUAUUAUAUUUUAUGAUUGCAUUAUUUAGUGGUAUGGCAGGUACAGCUAUGUCUAUGAUUAUUAGAUUAGAAUUAGCUGCUCCUGGUUCACAAUAUUUAGCAGGUAAUAAUCAAUUAUUCAAUGUAUUAGUUGUAGGACAUGCUGUUUUAAUGAUUUUCUUCUUAGUUAUGCCAGCAUUAAUUGGAGGUUUUGGUAACUAUAUGUUACCAUUAAUGAUUGGUGCAUCAGAUAUGGCAUUUCCAAGAUUAAAUAAUGUUGGUUUCUGAUUAAUUGUUCCUGCUUUAGUUUGUUUAGUUACUUCUACAUUAGUAGAAGCAGGUGCUGGUACUGGUUGAACUGUAUAUCCACCAUUAUCAUCAAUUCAAGCUCAUUCAGGACCUAGUGUUGAUUUAGCUAUUUUUGCAUUACAUUUAACUUCUAUUUCAUCAUUAUUAGGUUCAAUUAAUUUUAUUGUUACAACAUUAAAUAUGAGAACUAAUGGUAUGACAAUGCAUAAAUUACCAUUAUUUGUAUGAGCUAUUUUCAUUACAGCUUUCUUAUUAUUAUUAUCAUUACCAGUAUUAUCAGCAGGUGUUACAAUGUUAUUAUUAGAUAGAAACUUCAAUACUUCAUUCUUUGAAGUAGCUGGAGGUGGUGAUCCCAUUUUAUACCAACAUUUAUUCUGAUUCUUUGGUCAUCCAGAAGUAUAUAUUUUAAUUAUUCCUGGAUUUGGUAUUAUUUCACAUAUUGUAUCUACUUAUUCUAAAAAACCAGUAUUUGGUGAAAUUUCUAUGGUAUAUGCUAUGGCAUCUAUUGGUUUAUUAGGAUUCUUAGUAUGAUCACAUCAUAUGUAUAUUGUAGGAUUAGAUGCUGAUACUAGAGCUUAUUUCACUUCUGCUACUAUGAUUAUUGCUAUUCCUACAGGAAUUAAAAUUUUCUCAUGAUUAGCAACAAUUUAUGGAGGUUCUAUUAGAUUAGCAGUUCCUAUGUUAUAUGCUAUUGCAUUCUUAUUUUUAUUCACUAUUGGUGGUAUGACAGGAGUAGCAUUAGCAAAUGCAUCAUUAGAUGUAGCAUUCCAUGAUACAUAUUAUGUAGUAGGUCAUUUCCAUUAUGUAUUAUCAAUGGGAGCAGUAUUUUCAACUAUUGCAGGAUAUUAUUAUUGAAGUCCUCAAAUUUUAGGAUUAUAUUAUAAUGAAAAAUUAGCACAAAUUCAAUUCUGAUUAAUUUUUGUAGGAGCUAAUGUACUAUUUAUGCCUAUGCAUUUCUUAGGUAUUAAUGGUAUGCCUAGAAGAAUUCCUGAUUAUCCUGAUGCUUUUGCUGGUUGAAACUAUGUAGCAUCAGUAGGAUCAUUUAUUGCUAUGAUCUCAUUAGUUUUAUUUAUUUACAUCUUAUAUGAUCAAUUUGUAAAUGGUUUAACUAAUAAAGCUAAUAAUAAAUCAGUAUUAUAUACUAAAUCACCUGAUUUUGUAGAAUCUAAUGAAAUCUUUAACUUAAAUACUAUUAAAACUUCUUCUAUUGAAUUCUUAUUAACUUCACCACCAGCUGUUCAUUCAUUUAAUACACCAGCUGUACAAUCAUAA
Molecule: messenger RNA, 1605 nt
Organism: Nakaseomyces glabratus
Lineage: Eukaryota; Fungi; Ascomycota; Saccharomycetes; Saccharomycetales; Saccharomycetaceae
Source: the annotation of a RefSeq genome assembly